Python bivittatus (Burmese python) is the source of this 7742-nucleotide messenger RNA. RefSeq names its product ADAM metallopeptidase with thrombospondin type 1 motif 5 (gene ADAMTS5). Gene Ontology annotation, biological process: proteolysis; extracellular matrix organization. Gene Ontology annotation, molecular function: zinc ion binding; metalloendopeptidase activity. The record is from RefSeq and is a predicted model, not a curated record. Lineage: Eukaryota; Metazoa; Chordata; Lepidosauria; Squamata; Pythonidae.
UUGAAAUUGCCAUUGCAGGAUGGCAUUCCGCUAUAAAUGCAUUGUUCCACCUCCUCUCAUCUUCACAGCGCUCGCCGGGUUCUUCUGGCUCGCAUCGGCAGACUGGGGCUGACUGCCACCGUCACCCGUAACUCAGAGAAGAGGCUUGCCGCUUAACCUGGGACAUCUCUCCACCCCCACCCCCCCACCGCCCCGCUCCAUUACCGGCAAGCGAAGGCUUGUUUUCUGCCCGCCCGCUCCUGCGCUCGCUCGCUCGCUCGCUCCCCUUCCUUCCGCCAAACGACAGAAGGAUAAUAGCAAAUAUAAAAGAGGAGAAAGGAAUCAAGGGGUUCCUCCUGUCGGACUGGCUGGAAUUGCCGCUGGCUUUCUCAGUCGGAUGACUCGUUGGCUGCGAGAGCGAAGUGUGAAGUCUUUCAAGUUCUCUCGUGCCUGCUGGCGGCGGGAAACGCGGCGUCUCUCUCCCCAAAGCCCGUGAGAAGAACCGAAGCAAUUGCCGCCGCCGCCGCCGCCGCCGCCGCCGCCGCCUUUGCAAACGUUCGGUCCUCGCAUCCGCUCCCCCGUCCCCUGCCCGACCGUCGAAUCACCGGCCACGGAGCUCACCACCAUGCAACUGAAGAUUGUUUGCUCGCUGCUGCUGCCGCUGGCUGCAAGCUUACAAGCUGCCACCACCGCCAGAGUUUCCCCAGCAACUUCAGCACCUGCCUAUGAUAAAGCUUUGCAGCAAUCCGAAGCGGCAGCGGCGGCAGCCGCGCCAGCCGCGCCAGCAGCGCCAGCACCAGGGACGACUGGGAUUGUCCAACCCUUUCUCCGGCAGCGACCCAGCGGGGUAGUGGAGGGCAUAGAUCAGACCUACUCUGGAGGAGGCAAGGUGGGCUACAUCCUCUACCUGGAGGGGAAGCGCUUCCUUUUAGAUCUGGAGAAGGACGCGCUGCUUGGAACCACGGAGCAGCUUCUCCAGGGCAAGGGACACUGCUACUAUCGGGGCACAGUGGAUGGGAGUGCCCAGUCUCUGGCAGUUUUCAAUCUCUGUGGUGGCUUAGAUGGCUAUUUUGCGGUCAAGCAUGCCCGCUACACAGUGAAGCCUUUGCUCCGGGGGAAAGCUGUGACCGAAGAGGAAGAGGCCUCCAGGGAGCAGAUCUAUGGGGAUGUGUCUGCCCAGAUACUCCAUAUCUUCUUCAGGGAUCAUUUCAGCUUUGAAACGUUGCCUUCCCGCCCCACCUGUGAGACUCACAGUUACUCCAUGGCCCCACUUUUGGAUCGAAAGAGACUGACUCAAGGGCAGGAGGGGAACCUGGAGAUAGAUCUGACCACCAGGAUGGCACAUUCCCCUGUCGCCCUUGUCCCUCCUGUGGACUACAGGAAGAGAAGGAAACGCUCUAUCUCUAGAGCCAGGCAGGUGGAACUUCUCCUGGUGGCUGAUGACUCCAUGACCAAAAAGUAUGGCAAAGGCCUCCAUCACUACUUGCUGACCUUGGCUACCAUUGCUUCCCGGCUCUAUGGACAUGCCAGCAUUGAGAAUCACAUCCGCCUGGUGGUUGUGAAGGUGGUGGUGCUGGGGGACAAGGAGAAGGGCUUAGAGAUCACCAAGAAUGCAGCUACCACACUCAAAAACUUCUGCAAGUGGCAGCACCAGCACAAUCAGUUGGAUGAUGAUCAUGAGGAGCACUAUGAUGCUGCUGUUCUUUUCACCCGUGAGGAUUUAUGUGGGCAUCAUUCAUGUGAUACUCUGGGAAUGGCUGACGUUGGAACCAUAUGCUCUCCUGAGCGCAGCUGUGCAGUGAUUGAAGAUGACGGCCUCCAUGCGGCUUUUACAGUGGCUCACGAAAUUGGGCACCUCCUUGGACUUUCCCAUGAUGACUCCAAAUUCUGUGAAGAGAACUUUGGUUCCAUGGAAGAUAAGAGGCUUAUGUCUUCCAUCUUAACAAGCAUUGAUGCUUCCAAACCAUGGUCCAAAUGUACUUCGGCAACAAUAACAGAAUUUCUGGAUGAUGGGCAUGGUAACUGUUUACUGGAUCAACCACGAAAACAUAUCUUAGGUCCUGAGGAACUUCCAGGACAAACAUAUGACGCCAUUCGUCAGUGCAAGCUGGCAUUUGGGCCUGAAUACACAGUGUGUCCUGGAAUGGAUGUGUGCUCUCGUCUGUGGUGUGCCGUUGUGCGCCAAGGUCAAAUGGUGUGUUUGACCAAGAAGCUUCCUGCUGUGGAGGGGACACCAUGUGGAAAAGGAAGGAUCUGCCUUCAAGGGAAAUGUGUUGAUAAAACAAAGAAAAAAUAUUAUUCGGCUUCAAACCAUGGCAAUUGGGGAUCCUGGGGACCAUGGGGACAUUGCUCCCGUACAUGCGGUGGAGGUGUUCAGUUUGCCUAUCGGCACUGCAAUAAUCCAGCUCCUAGAAACAAUGGUCGAUACUGUACAGGAAAACGGGCUAUCUAUCGGUCCUGUAACAUCGUGCCCUGUUCUGCCAAUGCUAAAGCUUUUCGUCAGGAACAAUGUGAAGCACGAAAUGGUUACCAAUCAGAUGCAAAAGGUGUCAAAACCUUUGUAGAAUGGGUCCCAAAAUAUGCAGGAGUGCUCCCAGGAGAUGUUUGCAAGCUUACCUGCCGAGCUAAAGGAACUGGCUACUAUGUAGUUUUUUCUCAAAAGGUGACUGAUGGAACAGAAUGUAGGCCAUAUAGUAAUUCAGUGUGUGUCCGUGGAAAAUGUGUACGAACUGGAUGUGAUGGCAUUAUUGGUUCAAAGCUCCAGUAUGAUAAGUGUGGAAUUUGUGGUGGAGACAAUUCCAGUUGCACAAAAAUUAUGGGAAACUUUAAUAAAAAGAGUAAGGGUUAUACAGAUAUUGUUAAAAUACCAGAAGGAGCAACACACAUCAAAAUACGACAGUUCAAAGCUAAAGACCAAAGUAGGUUCACUGCUUACUUGGCUUUGAAAAAGAAAAACGGUGAGUAUCUUGUCAAUGGAAAAUACAUGAUCUCAACUUCAGAAACCAUCAUCGACCUCAAUGGAACAGUUAUGAACUACAGCGGCUGGAGUCACAAAGAUGAUUUCUUGCAUGCCAUGGGACAUACAGGCACCAAGGAGAUCCUGAUAGUACAGAUUCUUGCCACAGAUCCAACUAAACCAGUGGAUGUCCGCUAUAGUUUCUAUGUGCCAAAGAAGCAAACCCAAAUGACAAAUUCUGUCACUAGCAACAACAGUAGUAACAAAAUUAGCCCAUCACUUGCUCAACCCCAGUGGGUAACUGGACCAUGGCUUUCUUGUUCUCGAACAUGUGAUACAGGUUGGCAUACAAGAACUGUCCAGUGUAAAGAUGGGAAUGGGAAAUUAGCUAAAGGUUGUCUUCUGUCUCAAAGACCUUCAGCAUUCAAACAGUGUUUAUUCAAAAAAUGUUAACCUGUGGUUGCAGACUUCUUCAAAAGGAGUCUUCUUGAAUCUUAUUUGACAUAUUGACAUAAGAUCUACCCAGGAACAAAAGGAAGACAAUGUUUCAAUAUUCUCUCAUAUUCUUGGCAGUUGUUCUUGGCAGAACAUGCCUAUUUGGACCAAAAGGAGAUAUGAGCUCGUCCUGUGAGGUGAUCUUAAUAUGUCAAAAGCACUAAGUGUUAGCUGUUACGAGCCCUUUAUAUCUGCAAAUAAGAGGAUAAACCAGUGAAGAGGUGAUCAUGGGAUAUCCAGUUACAGAAUCAUCUCCCUUUUCUCACCUACCUCUAACACAGUAUGUCUUUAGACAACUUGUCAAAAUUACCCAUGAUUCUACAAUAGCUUCUUUUAUACUAUUUGUAAAUAUCUUUGCUUUGGUAUGUCACUUUAUAUCACUUGAUUUUCUUACAAAGAACAGCAGCCUUUAUGUUUAACACAAGUGAUUGACCAAAGUACAGUAGGUCUGCAGCCACUGUGGACUCAUAUGCCGUUUUUUAAAAAGUGGCUGUGGGUAUUUUACUGGAAAAUGAAGAGCUUGCUGCUUUAAAGGAAAAAAAAAAGUAAUAUCUUUCUGACAACAGGAAAUGCAUUUCUAUUCUAAAAAUUUCCUGACAAUAGAAUUUAUUCCAUAUUAAUGCCUUUCUAAGGAGGAAUUUUGUAUAGGCACACUCUGCAGCAGUAGAAAAGAAAAAGAGCUGCCAAUAUGCUGCUUUAAAAUUUGAAAAAUAAAUGUACUUUAUUUUAUCCGUUUAGAAUACUGCACCUCAGAAAUUAUAAAAAUGAUGAAAGAUGUGCCACAAAUAGAGAUAGAGGGAAUUCAUUGCCUGGGAACAGCACACAUAACACAAUGAAGAAACUUUAUUUUCCUCUCAACCGCCACAUGUCUGUACAGGUGACAGCCAGUGCAGGAGAGCACUAAAUCCAGGGCGGGAUGAAGCUAGAGUCCAAAGUUCUUGGGGCAUUAGCUUUUUGCCAUCUGCCUUUCUGCUACUCCCUUUUCAUCUCUAUUUGUACUACCUCUUUCCCUUUCUGCCACUCCUUUCCCUCUUCAGCUCCCUCUCCUUUUCCAUCUAGCAGUUGCUGUGGGAGAGGCAGAUGACUCUUGUUAGAGAUCUGUACUAACUGUUGACAGAGAGGUUUGGAAAACAGUCUGAGAUUACAUGUGGCUUACUCAUCCCCAAUGUAUGGGAAGGGGAAAUUUUGGUGAGACACUGGGUCAUGUCAUAAGUGUCUUCCAGCACAGAUUUAUGAAAUGUAUUCACCUCUGUUUUCCCUGUUAGUUUUGAAGUGGUUUCUACUGGAAAUCUAACAGCAUGCCAUGAAUUUGGCCUGUAGGGAAGAAUUUCACAGUGGUUAAAACAAAAACAAAAACAUUGGUUUUCUUCAUGUAGCAAUGUUUUGUCCAGUUCUUCUAAUAUUUGGCUGCAUGUUACUAAGCACCCCAAUCCAGAGAUUUGCAUAUGCUCAGAUUGGGUAUGUAUCUUAUGUGCACAAAGUGCCCCAUAAUUUCAAGAAGGAUACAUAACCUUUGGCACAUGUAUAUCAGUUCCUUCAAUGAAAUGAAUGGGGUGUUCAUUCAGGAGCACUUCAAAACUCACCUAUAAUGCAUGAAUGGGGGGAAUCCAUGAAAUACUUUUGUUUUCAAAUCAAAGAUGUAUUUAUUUUUUAAGUCAUUACAUUUUUUUUAGAUUAAGGCUUUAGUUUCUACCUACUUUGGGGAGUAGAAAGUAGGUAGAAGUAAGCCUUAUUGAAUUCAGAAGGAAUUACUUAUAGACAAAAGUUUUAAUUGUAAAGCUGAAAUCCUAAAUGUACUUACUGUAUUAGGGAGUAAUAAACAAAACAAGACUUUUCAGACUGAAUAUCUAUAGGAUUGUCUGGAAAGAUCAUAAGAAAAUCAAGCCAUAUUUAGUUGUGGGAGCUGUAGCUUACUCUCAUAGGAUUAUUUUCAGAGAGAAAACUCUAUUUUUUACCAAACUGUAGGGAAAUGAAUUUUCCAGUUUAGAAAAGUAAUAUAAAUACCUCAUCUAAAUCAAGAGAAAUUAAUUGACAUUUAAUAUAUAGCAUUUGGCUGAAAUAUUAAAAUAUAGAAAACUGAGACUGUAUCUUUGUUACCAGUGCCUUCCAUAAUAUUUUAAGUACAGACAAAUCAAGCUGCUUUAAUUUCCAAUGGAAUUUCAUUACAAAUUUCACUGGAGCCACAACUAUAUCCUAAAUAUCCAAUUUUUAAAUUAACAUUGCAAUCUAAAACCUUUGCACUUAUAUACUUGCUUCUAUUAGCAGCUUUUAAUAUUGCUGUGGAUGGAAUGCAUCAUUUAAGCAUUUGUUUUCUGAGGCAAUGAUUUUUAGGGGGAAGAACUUUAUUUGUUUAGCCUAUCUAGUUAUAUAAGCCCUAUUUACAUGAGUGAAUCCUACAGCUUUGAGAUUUCCUGAUUCAGCACAGACAGUUUAGAUCAGUAAUAGAAUUGUCCCAGUUUAUAAAUAAAUAAACUGACUGAAUUAGAGGCAAUUAUCCAUGAUGUAAAGCAGUUGCAUUUGACAUCUUCAGGCCAUCAAGUGAUACGAAAUCGUGAAUGUAGAUGCACUUUCUUGGUGCACCAUAGGGAUAACCUAAAAGCAGUUGUUUUUAUGUCAGGUUUCUAGAACAAAUCUUUAAUUCUUUAAUCAAAUUGUAAAGGUGCAAUUCUAUAUGAUUAGUUAGGAGACUGUCACCAGGAAUGCACAUUUCCAGGUAUUUCAGAAUAGAAAUCCCAUCAAAAGCAGUGCAAUAUAGAUGAACAAUAUCUACAUCAUGUACAUUUAGACGAGCAACUGCACAUAUGGUUUUUGAAUCAGAGAUCCACAAAGGCAUAACAUUUUAUAGAGUAAUCUUCUCUGGAUUGUGCUAUAAAACAAUAAUUUUUAUCUAUUGUUGGCUUGAAAGAAAUAUUAUACAUACUGUAAGACACAUAAUGCAGGUUUUCAAACUGAAAAUGCACUUUUAUAUUGAGAAAAUAUGCAGCCUUUUCUUUAGAAAACAAAAACAAAGCUCUCAAUCCAAUUUUAAAAAUUAACAGUUAAGAAUAAAUUUUAUUUUGUACUAUGUUCAGAUUCUAUUCUUAUUUCAGCAUUUCCUGAAAUUACUUGUUCCUAGAUCUUGGCAUACUACAUAUAAAUGGAAUUGUAACAGUGAAGUGAUUUUCUUCUGUGCUUGAGGUUUCCACAUAAAAACAAUCAUCACAUUGUCAGGCAGGAAAGAGAAAUUAAUGAAAGAAUCUUUGAAAUCAGUAGGAUGCACUCAAAUAGUCUAAGUUACAUAGCAUGUGUAAGAUAGCUAGUUUCAAAUAAAAGCAUGAGAAAAAAUUGGAUUUUAAUUCUUUCCUAUAUCAUGGUUAGAAUUAUAACAUGUGAGAGUCAUUGUAAAUUUUGGCAAGCAAAAAGAAAGUUGCAAAAUUAAAGAGAUCUGUAUAUUUCAGCUUUUUCCUACGGGCCUGCACUUUCCUAUACUUCUGUUUUUGUUGCAUCUUCACCUCCUUCAUACUGCUUUGUUUGUUUGUAAAUGUGAAGCUGGUGCAAAUUAUAUUGCCUUAUAGUUUCAGACUGAUUUGGAAGCAGGCCAAUUCCAAGGACUCGGAUGUAGUUACUACUCAAUUAUUCACAUUUUCUCUAAAAAUCUUACUGGCUAAAUUGGAUCAAAUAGAACGUUAAAGUCUCAGCUACUUACCAGAUUUUGAUCAUUGGUAAGACCCUUCUCUGUGUUCCUGAACAAUCAUCUAAAGCCAUACAUUAAAAUAUGUAUUUAUGGUAUCUAAAGGUAAAUGCUAACAUCCAAAUCAUGUGUUAGAAUUUCAUGGAACACAUGGGAAAUAGCGGCAUGAAUACUGCCAGCAAAACCUACUCAAAUUGGUUGAAUAUGCAGUAAUUUUCCCUUUAAGUAGUUGUGAUAGGAAGGAAUUGAUGCAAGAAUGUUGGCAACUGAUGACAGAUACAAAUAAAAACACACAAAAAGAAAAAAAGCAACAUAGCACUGAAAAAAAAUAAUUUAUUGUGCUUUUUUACAAAUUGGUAUGUGAAUGGAUGUAAUGAAUUUAUUUAUAUUAUUUAACAUGAAAUGCCAAUUGUAAAAAUUCUUCUAUAUUUAAAUUGUUUUCCAAUCAUUACUUUGUCUAUUUUUCCUUUCUUUUUUUUAUUUAUGUCUUAUAUUUGAAUGGAAAGCACGAUGUGAAUUUACCACACAUAGCACUGGUUGCUUUUAUAUUGUAUAUAAAAUAUACAAGAUAUAUUUUAAAUAGAAUGUGUGUAAGUGAAUGUGGUGCAUGCAUGUGUGGGUAUGUUAAAUAGUAUGAAUAAA